Messenger RNA from Kalmanozyma brasiliensis GHG001, 1665 nucleotides. Its product is annotated as Zinc finger, C2H2. The transcript has a single exon. The record is from RefSeq and is a predicted model, not a curated record. NCBI's taxonomy places the organism in Eukaryota, Fungi, Basidiomycota, Ustilaginomycetes, Ustilaginales. Bases 1 to 1665 code for a protein of 554 amino acids.
AUGCUCGGAUCGACUGAGCUUUUCGCAAAGGGAGCACCGACCACGCAGAGCACGGACAAUGGUGGCGCAGUGCGGAAGAAGCGACGUCGAUACGGUCCGAAACCCGAACCGCCGUACACCUGCUUUUGUGGCAAGGUCUUCAAGCGUCACGAGCACAUGCUUCGCCAUCGCGCCACUCACGACGAUUCGAUCAGGUACACUUGCCACAUCUGUGGCAAAUGCUUCCGUCGUCAGGACGUCAUGCACCGACACACCAUGACGCACAUCGGCCGCGAUCAUCAGCAGAGCAAGAUGCGCAACACUGCCUCGUCCCCGUCCUCAUCAUUGACUAGGACGUCAGCUAGCGCUGCAACUGCUACACGUCGCCGAGCAAUCGAGGGCAGCAAGUCGUUUCAGGCAGGUCGACAGCGUCACAAUGGGCAUGCGCAGUUCGACUAUUCCGGCAACCAGCAUGGCCUCCUUGAGGAUCCGUCUCUGCGCGUGGGCUUGGGCGACGACUCCUCGGCUGCGUACAACGAGGAUCACCACAUCGCCGCAGCGCAGCUACAGAACGCGUGUAUGGGAGUGCGCCACCCGUACAUGGCCAUUGCUGCCAACAACACGCAGCCGAUCAUGAUGAGCGGCGAAGGCCUAGGCCCAGUAGGAUACGUCCGCUCGGAUGGCAUGGAUGUGACCACCGACUAUCACAGUCGUAGCGCCGUCUCCCCGCCCGACACGCUCUACACCUCGGCACAUGCGCUCUCCUCAAACCUGCUCCAGCCUGGCCAAUUCGGCGCAAGCUUCGUUCAGCCUCAGCUUCAGAUCCAGAUGGGCCAACAGUACGAGUACGAUGUCAAGCCCAACGUCCAAGAGCUUGCACAACAGUAUGCCCACGGUUGGCAUGGCGGCCCCGGCCUAUCGCAUGGCACAACGCAGGUGCCGCCUCCGGAGUCAGAAUGGAGCGAGCAGAGCCCUUCAGGACCCAGUCCUCACAGCUUUGCAUCGCCUGCUUGGAGUCAAAAGGCAGAGUUGAUGGCACGAGAGCAUGCAGAACCCGCUGCGAACAGGACGCCAUUGGGUCUGAUUUCCAACCGACAGCUCUCGACGGAGCUGGGCACGCGAUGGCAGCCACAGCAAUCUCAUUAUCAGCCAUACCAGCAACAGCAGCAGCAGCAGUCGUACCAGGUCAACUCUCCGCUGCUUGGUGCAAACAGCGCCCAUCAGUACAGCCUCAUGAACGGCGGCCCGGCUCAGGGACUUCCAAGGCGCUCGUCGGGCCCGUUUCCUCAAAAUGGAUGGGGUGGCUCACCUCACGCGGCCAAUGAUCAACCUCGCAAUCCCCAUCAAACCGACAAGACAGAUGGUCAGAGGGAGGUCGGGGGGGCUGGACUCGGACUGGACCUCUUCCAUCUCAGCCACGCCGGUGAUGACGCCGCUUCGCUUAGUCUUGGCACUUUGCCCCACGGCUCGUUCUCGAGCGACAACAACGAUCGACCACCGGCUUUGCAGCGCCAGUCCUCUUCGUCGCCCAUCGCCCAAGGCGCUUCAGACGAGCUCGCCUUCGCGCUACCUGGGCGUCGGAAUGAGCUCGAUGUAUGUCUCGCAGAAGAGCGGUCCGCAUGGCGCAACGUACGCGUCGGAGGGAAAGGACUUCACAUCGAUGUCGAACCUUCUCGAGCCCUUUGA